GGGUUCUUUGAUGGGCGCUUGCGCUUCAUCUGUUUGUGGAAAGGCGUGAGUCGGUUUCUGUUCGGUUUCUUUUUGAAUUUUGAUCGAGUGGAGAUGGAGGGUUUGUGAAAACUCAGCUCAGGGCUCAGGUCUUAAGAAAGUUGAGGAAUUGUUCCUUAUUCUGUAAGGGUGGUGCUUAAGGAACCACCCCUCCUUGGUUGCCGGGCUAUAACACCAAAUGGCCCAGCUGUUGCACCAUCAAGAUUCCACGUUUUAUGGGAAGGAAUUCCAUGGGCGUCGAUGGAGCAUUCUUCAGUUCUUUGGCUUUCGUCGGCGUAUGCGAUCCACUAAGAUGAUUUCUGACAAGAAACAAAGUCAGGGAAAAGGCAGUGGCGGAAGUAGACACCGAAGUUCAUAUGUUCCACUGAAAGAUGAAGACAUUGGUGUCAUGGACGAUGAGAAAUACAAUGAAGUAACGAAGAAAAACAAGGCUUCAAAAAAGAGUUCUGGUAAGGGAAGUUUGGGGUCCUUAAUUCUAAAAAAGUUGUAUGGAAAGGAAGGCCAGAAAGAAAAGAUGCUCCCUGUUGCACCAAAGCUACUGCGUACCCUUUCAAUACAUUAUCUGGAAAGCAAUGAGUAUGUUCUUGAUGGUGAAUCUGCUACUAAUGGUGAUGGUUCUUCCCAAAAUACUGCAUUAUCAAUGCAAAAUCCUAGAGAUACAAAUAUCCAAAAUGCUACAUUUAUCGGCCAGGAUGGUUGUGAUAAUGAUACAAGUUCUUUGCUUCUAAAGAGAGGUGAGAGUCAUGUGAAAAGAAAGAGCCAUCGUAGCAUUUCAAUGGAUGGGGUUCUUCAUAAGGUCCCUUAUGGACAGAAGGUAUCUGGAGAUGUAACUAAGGAAGGACUUUCCCGGUCAGCCUCCGCCACAUAUGACAGGGAUGGCUUGAAACCUUACAAUGGUACUGCUGCAAAAAGACCUGUAAACCAAGGUUUUCAGCGUUCACGUUCCCUCACUGAAUCAUUGGAGAGAUAUUCUCAUUUACUUGAUUCCAUUUCAAGCAGUCAGUCAAAGAGGAUGCUGACAAGUUCAAAAUCUACUAGGGAUUAUUCUUUGGAUGGUCCUGCUGUGAUGUCUGGGUUGCAAAGAACUUUUGCUGAGACUAGAUCAACAAGUUUGGUUAUACAUGCUGAAAAUCUUGUAAUUCCAGAAGAUGCCUUGGCAUCAUAUUUCCCAGAGAAUCCUAUUGUGGAUGGAGAUGUGGAUACUUCUAUGAAUGAGAUCUCUGGUCAUGAGGAUGUUGAUGGCUCUGAAAAUACUGCAUUAAUUGAACAGUACACUAAUGACAGAAAGAGUGGUAUUUCUGUGUCAAUUGAAGUUAAUGUAUGCACUGCCCCUUUACCUUCAGAAGUGACCGAUAUUUCACAGGAGCACACAGAAAUUUGUGAUGAUCAUCAGGUUCCCUCAUCAAAUGUAAUUGAUUUGUCUAUUUCUCAUUCAACAUACGAAGAAGUUGACAUCCCAGAAGAUCAUGGAACAUCUUGUAACGAAGAUCAUUUUAAUUCGUCCACAGAAGCCGUUAUGCAUACUAAAAUUGCAGAAGAUGGGAGUAUUAAAGAAGAGCAUACAUCAGUUUCAGAUGACAAACAAAUUCAUUCAUCCGAUGUUCUGAAGUCAAGAGAAGGUACUUUUUGCGUUCCUGAUCCCAGUCAAGAAAUUGAAGCUGAGAUAAAUAUAAGCUGCGAACAAGAAACUGACAGUCCAAUGUCUGUUCUUGAUGUGACAUUCUCAGAUGAUCCUGCUAGUCCAGUGAAAUAUACAAUCCUAGAUGAUUCGUCGUUGAAGCCAAGAAUCCUCUGUUUAGAUGAUGCUGAUGAUUUAGAUGACACAGUUCUCAAUGACAGCACUUCUAUGGAAUUAUCAACUACUGAACUGACCCACAAAAAAAUUCAAGAAAGUGACUCUGAAAAACUGAACUAUCUCCAAGCAGAUCAAAAGAACGAAGAUGAGUUGAUCUAUGUGAAGGAUAUAUUCAUGAAAUCAAGCUUCCGCAAUGAAAUACUAUUUGAUGCAUGGUACUCAAUGAACAUUACGGCUCUCCAAGAAGAGGACUGCCAACAUUACGAGGCUGCUGCUGCUGCAUUUGAUUUCACUGAGAUGUCAGCUGAUCAGCUACUUCUGUCUGACUUGACAAAUGAAGUGUUGCUCGAUAUCUACAAGAAGUAUUCUGUUUCCAAGUCCAAGUUCUCCCGGUUUUCUUCUUUUGAUAGACCGAAACCUGUUGCAGACCAUGCCCUGAAGGAGUUGUGGUCCAAAGUAAGCUGCCAUCUGGAUGAACAGCCACAAUCCAGCAUAGAAAUCGACACAAUUUUGUCGAAUGACCUAGCCAAGAGCGAUCGCUGGGUGAAUUUUCAGAGAGACGCUGAUCACCUGGGGAACAUGUUGGCAGACUUUGUGUUUGACAAGCUUCUGACAGAGUUCACUCUUCAGCUUGCAAAGUUUUGAGCCUAGCUAGUUUUUUAUUAUUAUUAUUUUGUCCCUAAAUUUUGUUGGUCUAGCUGUUCUAUAUAGUGGAAGUAUCAUUUUCUUGUAUAUAUUUACAUUCUUUCCGUUCUCUCCUUGAAGAGAGGUAACGGUCUGGAGAGGUUGUUAGGGCUUAGGAAUUCAAUUCAUGUGCUGAAAGGUUUUGAAAUUUAUAUAUUUGGAGAAGCAGUUGUUUGCA
Molecule: messenger RNA, 2696 nt
Organism: Oryza brachyantha (malo sina)
Lineage: Eukaryota; Viridiplantae; Streptophyta; Magnoliopsida; Poales; Poaceae
Product: protein TRM32
Exons: 5
Coding region: 218-2479 (753 amino acids)
Source: RefSeq, a predicted model, not a curated record